UUUCUAGUAUCUUUGCUGUAAUUAGAGACUUGGGGCAAGUCUACCAACCACUGAUCUCUAAUAGUAGAGAUCAGUGGACACAACGGUAUGUUUCGGGGUUGUUGCAGCUUUAUUCGGAAGAACUUAGUUUUUGGUGCAACGUCAUCUUUUAUUUUAAUUGGAUUUGUGGGUUUGGUUCAGCAAAAAAACAAAGAUGAUUCAUAUACCGACACAAUCAAAAGAUGUGAUACGAAAACAGAAGUUGAUAAACAGAAAGAGUUACGAGGAGCAUCAAUUCUUAAAUAUGGGGCACCAGACAGAGGACAGGAUGUGCGCUUUUAUAUAAAUCAUGUGAUAGGAUUUGAUCAAGAGAAGAGAAUUCCUAACUGGGUGGCUGAGCACAUAACAGUUGACCAUCUGAAUGGCUCUGCUGUACGUAAACAUUCACAUUUCAAAGAGGAUACAAAUAUCCCUGAGUUAUUUAGAUCAUCAAACAGUGACUACAAAAACAGUGGCUGGUCAAGGGGUCACAUGGCACCUGCUUCUGAUAGCAAAUAUAGUCAGGUUGCAAUGAAUGAUACAUUCUUGUUCUCCAAUAUUGUUCCCCAAGACAUUGAUAAUAAUCGAGAUUUCUGGAAUCGUUUUGAAAUCUACUGUAGAGAUCUUACCCAACGCUUUGAUGAUGUUCGUAUCAUUAGUGGACCAUUGUUUGUUCCCAGCCUUAAGGAAGAUGGAAAAUUAUUCAUGAAAUAUGAGGUGGUUGGUGCUCACCAGGUCGCUGUUCCAACUCAUUUGUACAAGAUUGUUACUGUUGAAAAUACGUCAAGCAAACUUGUAGGUGUUGGUGCUUUCAUUGUUCCCAAUCAACCAAUCUCCAGUGAUCAUGCAAAUCUCACUGAAUAUCAAGUUCCACUUGAAGAUCUAGAAAAAAAGACUGGAUUCACAUUCCUACCAACAUUAGAUUUGAGCCAAACAGAAAACUUAUGUAGUAUUGAUACGUGCAAAUUAAUGUCUGCUAAAGAUAUGCAACAGUUUGUUAUACGUAAGAAGCUCCAAAGGGCUUCAGAUUUCUCUCAACUUGAAAAAGUCUGGAAAGAAAUGGAGAAGAAAAGAAUCAGCCCAGAGAAGAUUGAUCAUGAUUUAUAUGCAAAGAAAAAAGAAGAACUAAUGAAUCAAGAAAGUAAAAAAGGUUAAAUCAUGCAGAUUACAGGCGUGGUGCUAUGAUGAUUAUAAAUAACAUUGUUGCUAAGAAAAAGAGAAAUAAUUUAGAGAAAACUUAACCACAUACAGAAAAGGGAGAAAUGGGAAAAGUGUAAUGUUUUAAUUGAGAAAUAGGGCUAAUUCAUGUGGCCUGUUCAGCACCGUAACCAAGGGGUUUUCAUGGUGCCUGAGCAUCAACCCCCUCUCUCUUAAAUGUGAACAAUCUAACAGUAAAUUAAUGGAUUUAAUUCCACCAUUGUUGGGAUUGACACAAGGUAUUUUUAAUAAUUGGGAGGCAUUGAAAUGUCCUAAAUUGCACUUUAAAAGAUUAUUUAAAAGCAGGGAACAGUUAAAUAAUUUAACUGUUCCCUGAUAAAAGGAUCAUGGAAGAUGUUCCAAGCAUCAUGGCCAACUGUCAAGCAUCAUGGGUAAAGUCCCAGGCAUCAUGGUACCAUGAUGCUUCCAGGGGAGAACACUGCACCAUUGCUGUUACAAUUUUGUUCUCAUUAGAUAUAUAUUUAUAAACAAAUGAACAGUUGGGGCCAAUAAGAACACUUAUAGACUAGUCGGAUUAUUAUUGUUUCAUGGGGUACAUGAUGACGUAUAUAAUAUUUAAUACUAAUUUUAUAUUUUUUGUAUUGAACUUGGCUGGUAAUCAAUUUAAAGGAUUUUUAUUAUCAAGAAGUCUGAAAGUGAAAGCUAAGGCCCGGUUUCCAUAAAAUCGCUACGCGCUAUCGUUGACAGCUUUGGGCGUUGCUGAUUGGUCGGCCGAACAAGAGAACCUUGCUGAUUGCAUCGAAGAUAGCUUAUUUGAUUAUAAUAAAAUAGCUAUUGAAUGUUUUAUUUGAAUUUCUGAUAGGCUUCCCAUGUUGUAUCAGUCUUACUUUAAUAAAAUUUGAUUCAAGACAA
Molecule: messenger RNA, 2088 nt
Organism: Anneissia japonica
Lineage: Eukaryota; Metazoa; Echinodermata; Crinoidea; Comatulida; Comatulidae
Product: nuclease EXOG, mitochondrial-like
Exons: 5
Coding region: 88-1173 (361 amino acids)
Biological process (GO): apoptotic DNA fragmentation
Cellular component (GO): mitochondrial inner membrane; nucleus
Molecular function (GO): nucleic acid binding; single-stranded DNA endonuclease activity; 5'-3' exonuclease activity
Source: RefSeq, a predicted model, not a curated record